AUGGCUUACAAAUCCACGAAGACAUUCCUAAUCGUAGGAAUGGCAGGAACAGGUAAAUCCACCUUUUCGCAGAGCUUAUACACAUGGAUAUCAUCACAAUAUCCGCCUAUAAUAGAUUUCAAAUCGUGUUUAAACAGCAACAUAACGUCAAUAAAUUUAGACCCGGCCACACUGAAGGUUAAGAUGCCGCUUGAUCUCGACAUAAGAGAAUAUUUUGAUUACGAAAAUGUGAUGGAGACAUACAACAUUGGUCCCAACGGGGCAGUCACCACCAUCAUCAAUCUUUUUCUUAUGAGAUGGGAUGUUAAAAUUACGAGCAAUUUUGUGAUUAUUGAUACACCGGGCCAGAUAGAAGCGUUUGUGUGGUCCAAUGCGGGUAAGGUACUCGUUGAUAAGUUAGUAUACUGCAGAAGUGGUGUGAGCGAUAAAAUAGGCGACAACAGCGUUAAAAAUGAUCUUAUGAGCGGUGAAAGCAUCGAAAGUGGCAAAAGUAAAAGUGCUAAAGCUGGGGUCAACCCCAACAGCGUUAUUCUCUUGUAUCUAAUAGAUUCCCAGGAGUGCAAGAAGCCAAGCGUGUUCAUGUGCAACAUGAUAUACGCCCUAAUUCUUAAAUUACGUUUCAAUGUUCCCAUCCUCAUUGUGUUUAAUAAGGUGGACCUAUCCCCUAUGCCCGUGGAAUGGAUCUCAAACUAUGAGAAGUUCAUGAACGAUGUAAAUGAUGACAGCAUGUGUAAUUCGUUGCUGAGUUCGAUGGCACUUUAUUUCGAGGAAUAUUACCGAUCGUUUGAUUAUAUUGGUGUCAGUUCUAUCACUGGUGAGGGCAGAGAUGAGUUCUUUGAGCGUAUAGAGAAAAUGAUGGACAAGAAUGUUUAAAUACAGGGUUUUUCGCUUUUGAAAAGAACAGAUUAAAUGCAAUUUUACACACA
Vavraia culicis subsp. floridensis is the source of this 926-nucleotide messenger RNA. RefSeq lists its product as uncharacterized. Gene Ontology annotation, molecular function: GTPase activity. The transcript has a single exon. NCBI's taxonomy places the organism in Eukaryota, Fungi, Microsporidia, Pleistophoridae. The coding region runs from base 1 to 873 and encodes 290 amino acids. The record is from RefSeq and is a predicted model, not a curated record.